This is a messenger RNA of Emericellopsis cladophorae, 1593 nucleotides long. RefSeq names its product MRS7 family protein. Gene Ontology annotation, cellular component: mitochondrial inner membrane. Gene Ontology annotation, molecular function: ribosome binding. Gene Ontology annotation, biological process: intracellular monoatomic cation homeostasis. The transcript is spliced from 2 exons. The coding region runs from base 1 to 1593 and encodes 530 amino acids. The record is from RefSeq and is a predicted model, not a curated record. NCBI's taxonomy places the organism in Eukaryota, Fungi, Ascomycota, Sordariomycetes, Hypocreales, Bionectriaceae.
AUGAGCGCUCCUGCCAGUGUCGCCCGCAGGGCCGCGCCCCUGCUGGGCAACGCCCGUGUGUUUCCUCGCGGUGUUCCAUCCUCACUGCUCGCCCGCCACAUUGCUCGCCAGUCCCAAGUGCCCGCCCUGGCCAUAUUGAUCCCGCACCGAAGCCUCAACACCGAGCAACAUCGCUCUGACAACAGCUCCGGCCCGCCACCCGGUUUCAACGCGGAGCAGGCUAAGAGACCGCUCCCUCAGACCAGCAACGCGGAUGCAAAGGGCAAAGAUGCCACUGCUGCUCAAUCGACGUCAGCACCUGCCGACCAGACCGCGGCGGAGGCCGACAUUAGUAAACUCGAGGCGAAAAGGGCGGAGGUGAAUGAAAAGGGCGACAUUAUCAAGAAGGAGAAGGAAGAGCAGAAGCUCACAGUCUGGCAAAAAGUCAAGAAAGAGGCGCGGCAUUACUGGGAUGGCAGCAAGCUAUUGGCCACAGAGGUCAAGAUCAGUUGGCGCCUGGCGUUGAAGAUGGCAGCGGGCUACGAGUUGACGCGCAGGGAGAACAGACAGCUGCAGAGGACGGUGCAGGAUCUCGGACGCCUUGUGCCCUUCUCCGUCUUCAUCAUUGUUCCUCUCGGCGAGGCUCUGCUGCCCCUCGCGCUCAAGCUGUUCCCCAACAUGCUGCCGAGCACCUUUGAGGGCCAGAAGACCAAGGAUGCCAAGGCCAAGGUCCUGCGAUCGACUCGCAAGGAUGUUAGUUCCUUCUUGAGGCAGACGCUUAAGGAGACGGGCCUGCCCCUGAGCCAGGCCACCGCACAGAAGGAAGAGUUCUCCAACUUCUUCCGCAAGGUGCGUUCCACGGGCGAGGCGCCCACCACACAGGACGUCAUCAAGGUGUGCAAGGUCUUCAGGGAUGACCUGACCCUGGACAACCUGUCGCGUCCCCAGCUCGUGUCCAUGUGCCGGUACAUGAACCUCAACACAUUCGGCACCGACAUGAUGCUGCGUUACCAGAUUCGCCAUCGCAUGCGCCAGAUCAAGAGGGACGACAAGGCCAUCAGCUACGAGGGUGUCGACAGUUUGACGGUGGGUGAGCUGCAGAAUGCCUGCGCGGCACGUGGCAUUCGCACGCACAGCGUUUCGCCCGCGCGUAUGCGCAACGACCUCCAGACCUGGCUCAACCUCCGCCUCCAGGAAGGUGUCCCUUCCACCCUUCUUGUCUUGAGCAACGCCUACAUGUAUGGCCAGCAGCAAGACGGCGAGGCCUCCACGCAGAUUGAGGCGCUCGUGGGUGUGUUGUCCUCGAUCCCCGAGGAGCUCUUCCACGAAAUUGAGCUAGAGGUCCACCACGCCGAGGGUGCUGCCACUAACAAGCAGCGUCUGGAGGUCCUCAAGGAGCAGCAGGAGCUCAUCGAUGAGGAGAACCACCAGAACGAGGAGAACCAGGACAGCGGCAUGGCUACACCCCGGGACACCGAGGACAUUGACGAGAAGGAGGAGCGCCAGGCGUCCGCUGAUGCCGAAGGCGUCGAGAAGGGCGUGGCCAAUGAGAUGCUUGAUGCCGAGAAGGACCAGUCCAGGGCCGAGAAGGCGUCGAGCGAGGAGCGCAAAUGA